AUGAUGGUAAAUCACAUGGUGGAUAACCAGCUCAAAGGUCAGGCAAGGGAGACCUUCUCCUUCACUGCACAGGGACAAUGUGAGUUUGAUGAAGUCGCUGUUUACUUCUCGGAGGAUGAAUGGGGCUGUUUAACAGAAGAUGAUAGAGAGCUUUACAUGGACGUGAUGAUGGAGAAUUACCGGACCCUUAGGUCUCUGGGAUGGACCUGUGUGAUACCUCCCGUUGUAUCCAUUAUCGAGCGAGGAGGAGAGCCAUAUAUGAGGCAUCACCAACCAUUCAAGGAGACAAAAUGUUCUAUAUAUGGUGACAUCGUGGGUGGACCUGUAAGAACUACUACACAAGAACUACCGGUAUUUCAUAGACUUGUGUCUUUAUCACACGGUAUAAAUGAUAAUAUUGAAAUCAACAAACCAAAAUUCAUUGUAAAAAAUGAACCCUGGAAGAGGUCAAGCAAAUCAGUGCGCAAAGUGGAACGGGAAAUGUGUGAAAAUGGAAAUAUCACAGAACCCAUAAUUUAUACACUGACAAAAUAUACAUCUAGACAUAUUAAGGAGGAGCAAACCUUCUGUGAGGAACAACCCCCAGACACUGCUAUUUAUAGAAUUCCAGAACAUCUACAGACAAAAUAUAACUUCACUUACAUUAAGGAGGAAUCAGUCUUGUGUGGGGAAGGAAAUGAUUACCUCAAAAUGUAUCCAACAGCAGAACAAGCACUUUUACAAUGUGCGUCUUGUGUUAAAGAGGAACCAGCCUCACCGCUUAACAGAAAUUUAACUGACAUUUAUACAUCUCAUAUUAAGGAGGAAUUGACCUUGCAGGAUGAAGAAAAUACCUCAGACACUAACAAUUCUACACCCAUAGGACAUACACAGACAGAAUACCCAGCGGAAUGCAAUUCAUGUGAAGAAGAAAGUAACACAAACGUAAACCCUUUUUCCACUACAAAAGACACAAAGACCGACUAUAGAUCUACGUGUAUUAAACCGGAGCCUGCUUUGCCUGUAGGAAGAAAUUUUAGAGAAACUGGUACUACUAUACCCACGGAACAUGUACAGAUAGAAUAUACAUCUACUCAGAUUAUGGAUGAAUCAAUCGUGUGGGAAAAAGAAAAUUCCACAGACCAUUAUUCACCCAGAGAGCAUACAGAGACUGAAUAUGCUUCUACUCAUAUUAACGAGGUAUCUUCUUCUAAUGAAGAAGGAAAUCUCCCUGACAUGGAAAUGUAUACAAUUUCACAAACAGAAGAAAUCUGGUUUAACACUGAAUACAGAGGAGGAAAAAGCAGGGAAGCGGAUAAACCAUAUUCAUGUUCUGAAUGUGGUAAAUGUUUUACCCGUUCUUCAAACCUUGUUACCCAUAAGAGGAUUCACACUGGGGAGAAACCAUUUUCUUGCUCUGAAUGUGUUAAAAGUUUUACUCGUUUUUCAAAUCUUGUUACCCAUAAGAGGAUUCACACAGGAGAGAAACCGUUCUCUUGCUCUGAAUGUGGUAAACGUUUUACUCGUUUUUCAAAUCUUGUUACCCAUAAGAGGAUUCACACAGGAGAGAAACCGUUCUCUUGCUCUGAAUGUGGUAAAUGUUUGACUAGUAAAAAAAACCUUGUUGUACAUCAGGGGACUCACAAUGGAACAAAACCAUUGUCAUGUUCUGAGUGUGGGAAAUGUUUUACUUACAAGUCAAGUCUUAAUGAACAUCUGAGAAUUCACACAGGAAAAAAAUUAUACUCAUGCACUCAAUGUGAGAAGGUUUUUACCCGUUCCUCUUAUCUUGUUGAGCAUCAGAGGACCCACACUGGAAUAAAGCCAUUCUUGUGUACUAAAUGUGGGAAAUGUUUUAAUAGGAAUUCAUGUCUUGUUCAACAUCAGAGGCUUCAUAUGGGCUAGAGACUGUUUUCUAUCUCAAAUAGUGUGAAAUGUUUGACCUGGUGUCUUCUUGGUGAAAGUAAUUAGCUUUAA
This is a messenger RNA of Pelobates fuscus (common spadefoot toad), 1956 nucleotides long. RefSeq names its product zinc finger protein 347-like. The transcript is spliced from 4 exons. The coding region runs from base 1 to 1884 and encodes 627 amino acids. The record is from RefSeq and is a predicted model, not a curated record. Lineage: Eukaryota; Metazoa; Chordata; Amphibia; Anura; Pelobatidae. Gene Ontology annotation, biological process: regulation of DNA-templated transcription.